AUGACAGAAAUCCGUCCCCUCAAUGGUUUUGAACUUCCUGUGUAUUACGUGUGUCUGACUUUGAGUGACACAUUUAACAAAUUUGAUUACACACAAUUUAGAACUGACGUGGUGAAAGAGAUUAUCAAAUACACUCCUUUUCAUCUCACCAUAAAAACAAAAGACGGCCAUUUUUAUUGGUAUAAAUUAGACGACAAAUGGCUAAUAGAUAAUGUCGAUAUUUAUAUUACAGAAGUUCCAUUUGAAGAAAAUAAAGAAAUUGAAGCUGCUGACUAUAAUCUGCCACAAGAAGGUGUUCCACUGUUUUCUAUUGAAUGCUCAGAAAAUGAGAGUACAAGUCGUUUAAAGUUGUAUGCAAACCACUCACUGUGUGACGGGCGCACCAUUGCAAAUUUAUAUCAAGUUUUCAAGAACGCAAUUCCAAACGAAUUUCAUAAAGCCCUUCACGACGACGAACUUCCUCCAUUUGACUAUAAAAGUCUGUACGCCAUCAAUGAAGAUGUUUUACACCAAAAUCCCGUCUCUUGGGAUAUCGCACAUGUUUCUGUUGUUCCUCCAAUAACAGAGAAGUGUGACUACAUCAACAUCUUUGGCACUUUCGACUGUCAAAAAGUGCUUUCCUUUUGUCAAAGAUACAAAAUUGGAGUUCAGGCGAUACUAAUGGCGUCACAAGAAAGAGCUACACGACGUUUUAUGAACAUAACCAAUGAAGUGCCAAUCAGUGUGUACGCACCAACAGACACAAGACAAACAAAAUUCGCGAAUGAGGAAUUGAAACGUCACAAUUUCUAUUGCUCGGCGGGAGCUAACUUCCCAGCAAUCGUCGGCAAAGAAAGUAUUAUGAAAGAUCUGAAAGAGUGCAAUUUUAAGAUGAAAGAGGCACUAAAAACGUCGGAUUGCUGCGUACAUAUACUUUUGUCGUGUAAACAAGUUGAUGAGAAAACACUUGAAUUUACACCAACAAAAGGAGCACCAAGUGUAUCAAAAAUGCGAGUCAUUUCAUGUUCGAAUAUAGGUCUUUACAAAAACAUGAACGACCCAUUUUUCGCUUUAAGAUAUCAAUGUAAUAUCAAUAAAGAGUUGGAUGAUGUCAUGAAAUUUGUGUGCGAAAAUUGA
This is a messenger RNA of Entamoeba invadens IP1, 1116 nucleotides long. RefSeq lists its product as hypothetical. The coding region runs from base 1 to 1116 and encodes 371 amino acids. The record is from RefSeq and is a predicted model, not a curated record. The transcript has 2 exons. NCBI's taxonomy places the organism in Eukaryota, Evosea, Mastigamoebida, Endamoebidae.